AUGUGUAAGAAGCAAAUGCAAUCUCCACGACCAAAAUAUAAUAUGAAACAAAUAGAAAAGUAUGAAGAUUUAGAGUUGGCAAGUUUGGAAUUAUUGAGAGGAAUUUAUGAGUAUGGAUUUACAAAAUUACCAGACCUUCACAAAAAAUGUAUCAUGCCAAUUAUUUCAUCAGAACCUCCAAUUGAUGUUGUAGUUAAUGCUUACUGUGGUACUUCUAAAACUGCUGCCUAUGCUAUUUCUAUUUUAAAUAGAAUCUAUCCAAUAGAUGAUUCUACUUAUUCGAAAGGAUGUCCACAAGCACUCAUUUUAGUUUCAACCAGAGAGUUGGCAAAAAGUGUGUCUUAUUUAAUUAAGAGUAUAGGUCGAGGUUUGAAUGUAAGUGCCUUUCCAUUAAUUGGAGGCACAAAGACUACAGAAAUGAUUGAAAAUUUAAAUGAAAUUCAUCAUGUCAUUGUUGGAACACCUGGUACAACAUGGAAUGCAAUUGUGAGGGGCUAUCUGAAUGUUAAAUAUUUAAAAAUACUAAUUAUCGAUGAAUUUGAAUAUAUUUUGGAUGGAGGAUUCAAGGAUUGUGUUGAGGAAAUAUUGAACUCGGUUAGAAAAAUUAAUCUUCAAAUAUGUUUAUUUUCUCAAGAUUUUAAGGAAGAACGGGUAAUGAAUUUCAUUGAAAAAGAAUUGAGAAAUCCUGUAAAAAUAGUCUAA
This is a messenger RNA of Naegleria gruberi, 702 nucleotides long. RefSeq lists its product as uncharacterized. The record is from RefSeq and is a predicted model, not a curated record. Gene Ontology annotation, biological process: cytoplasmic translational initiation. The transcript has a single exon. Bases 1 to 702 code for a protein of 233 amino acids. Lineage: Eukaryota; Heterolobosea; Eutetramitea; Acrasida; Naegleriidae. Gene Ontology annotation, cellular component: cytoplasmic stress granule. Gene Ontology annotation, molecular function: ATP binding; translation initiation factor activity.